UGGAAGAAUGCAGUUCUUGUGUUUACUCUGGAGCAGGUGGGCUAAUGACACAUGAAAUGAGAAUGGAUAUAAUAUGUGCAUUUCUUGCUUAGUUUUAUUCAUUUAUUUUUUCAUUCAUUCUUUCUUUCUUGCUAAACUAGUACAUCAUAUUGAAUAUUAUCAUACUAAAGGUUGUUUUAGUAUCUGCGAUUGCAAUAAUUUGGAAAAUGAUGAUGUAGCAUAGGCAUGCUUAAUUUUGUGACAGUAUCAGUAGAAAUGAAUCAAAAACCUGCUCCCACAAAAUUUAUAUAUCACUCACAUACACACACACACACUUGAAUGUCAUCAUACCUGUAGUCUCUGGUGAGCAAUGAAGUUGUGUUGCCUGGAAACCAUUGAGCUCCACUUUCAUUCUCCAUUCAUUCUCCAGUCACUCUCAAUUCAUUCUCCUUUCUUCUCAGUUGGUUGUUCAUUUUGAGACCAAAAGCAAACAGGACCCAAACUGUGUGGCUGAGCUGCCCAUUCCUCCUUAUACUUGGUUGAUUUUUGAUGGUGUAUUUUUUUUGGUGUUGUCAAUGCUGUGCACCGUUGGGUGAAGACAUGAACAGGCAUGUUCCAGAUAGCAGGCUGGAAGCUUCUUCAGCAGUGACAGGGUUAACCCGUUGCUCCUCCCAGAAGCCAACCCCACAGCGACGGUUUUGUUUGCUCUUUAUUUUAAGUGUCAGAUGAUAAAAUCAUGUCAGUACUUAUCUGCCAUCUACUGUCCUUAGCCCUGUGGCAUAUGCUAUAGCUAUUGGCCCAGGGCUAAUCACUUGGUGAGAAAUGAGUCAUAGGUAUGUGUACAUGAAGGAGGCACUGAAAACCAUAUUGGUCUGACAUGCUUUUGUUUCAGUAAUUUACACACAUGACCUGUAUGGUCACCAGACUUUAUAUUGAGACAUAUAAUUUUGUUCAUUAUUCAAAUUGGUUAAGAAAUCUUAUUCAUUAUAUAACAUCUAGAAUACACUUCCUUUCAAAUUUACAUUACUUAAAUGUUAUAAUCUGAAUCUCUCUAUAUUAGAAAUGUAUUAUUUGAAUUAUUAAUCUAAAUAUGUACUGUACUUGCCAUUUGAGCUGCUUAUACAUUUCUGUUUCUGUUAAGAAUGUCUAACAUACUUGCUUUUUUUGGGGUGUAUGUUUAUCUGCAUUUUUGUAGGAUUUGUUGAUCUUUUGAUAAUCUGACUGUAAGACUAGCUGGCUGGACUGGAGACAUGUCUGAACAUGCCUGCUGAGUCGUGUGGGAGGGGUGUGUGUGUAUGAGAGAGAAAAACCACAGUAAAGUGCAGUCUGCAGGUCAGCGUGCAGCAUCCCAAACCAGUGCUUCCUGCCACUAGAACAAUCUUCUAAGGAAUUUAAAUUGGUGAAGAAAUUCAGUCAUCGUAUUUUUUUGAGAAAAACGAAGAGUACUCUCCUGAUCUCAAUAAGCUCUUUUGCCAGUUGGCCAAAACAUGUCCUGUGCAGAUGGAGGUGAAUUCACUGCCACCACUAGGGGCAGUGCUGAGAGCCACAGCCGUUUAUAAGAAAUCAGAACAUGUAGCUGAGGUGGUGCGUCGCUGUCCCCACCACGAGAAGACACAGGAGACCAACAACGGACUGGCCCCUCCUGGCCAUCUGCUGCGUGUGGAAGGGAAUUCCCGUGCCAUCUAUCAGGAAGACGACAACACCCUUAGACACAGUGUCCUUGUGCCCUACGAACCUCCACAGGUGGGUUCAGAGUGCACCACCGUGCUGUAUAAUUACAUGUGUAACAGCAGCUGUAUGGGAGGCAUGAAUCGCAGACCCAUUCUUACCAUCAUCACCCUGGAGACACAGGAUGGUCAGUUGCUGGGCCGUCGCUCGUUUGAGGUGCGAGUGUGUGCAUGUCCUGGGAGGGACAGGAAGAUUGAGGAGAGCAACUUCAAGAAGCAACAGGAGGCCAGACCUGCCAGCAAAACCCCUGGCCCCGCCAAGCGCAGUGAGUCUCUGCAUGUGUGUGUCUCCCUGUCUGAGGAAGCAUGUGUCCGGCUGUCCUUAAGCACAUCUGGUAAUCCUGUACAUAUUGGCUGCGCAGACAUGCCCCCCCACCCCGAAGCUAGUAAGAAAGCCAAGACCAGCAGCACCAGUAACGAGGAGCUCUACACCCUGCAGGUGCGGGGUAAGGAGCGUUAUGAGAUGCUUAAGAAGAUCAAUGAUGGACUUGAGCUCAAUGACAUGGUGCCCCCUGCUGAUGUGGAGAAGUACCGCCAGAAGCUUCUCACCAGAAGCAGGAAGGAGAAAGAUGGCGCUGCUCCAGAGCCCAAACGUGGCAAGAGACUGAUGGUGAAAGAGGAGAAGAGCGACUCAGACUGAGACACAGAGAGAGAGAGAAUCAACCCCCCCCUUCCUUUUUUGUCCUGUCUAAAGAGAAGAAAUUGGUUUGUAAUGUUUGAGGGGUUGAAGAGGGGUGUACAGGGUUUGAGGUGUAAAUUCUACACAGCAGUCUCUUUAUGUUCUUUUUUAAGUGACCCCUGACCCCUACUCCCUUGAACUUCCCACUACUUGUUCAGUCAAGGGUUGUUCCACUUGGCGUAAACAGGGGGUACUUGGUUGUGUCCUGCGGCUGGACUGGUUUCCUGAGCCGUGGUAGUGCACAGACAGGUGCAGGAAGGUCAAUGAGCUUUUCACAAUUUUUUAAAACCUCUUUUUCUAACUACUGCAUAGAGAAGUUUCUGUUAGUGUUUUAUCACAGUAUUUUUUUUUUUCCUUUUUCAGAUUUUUUUUUUUUUUAAAAAAAAGGAACACUGCUUAGCUAUCAAUGCACAUCUACUCAAAGAAGAUAAAACUGUUAAUUCCAAAUUCAAAAGAACAUCUCAGGUGCAUCUAGAAAAUCCAUUAUGUUAGUUUGAAGUGGCUUUUAUUCUGCCUGCCUCCUUUUAAUGGACCUUGUUUAUGAAUCUGAUUGGUCAGAUGAGAAAUACCCCCCCCACACACACACACACUUCAGCAGUUUUUCAUUAAAAAAGAAACUUUUUGUAAUUCUUCUCAGGGCACCUAGAAUCUUCCUGGUAUCCUUGAUAAAUUUGUUGUACUUUUUGGUAUUUUUUUUUCUUUCUAAGUAAUCACUUUUCUGCUUGUCAUA
Messenger RNA from Electrophorus electricus (electric eel), 3115 nucleotides. RefSeq names its product tumor protein p53 (gene tp53). The record is from RefSeq and is a predicted model, not a curated record. Lineage: Eukaryota; Metazoa; Chordata; Actinopteri; Gymnotiformes; Gymnotidae. Gene Ontology annotation, molecular function: DNA-binding transcription factor activity, RNA polymerase II-specific; RNA polymerase II cis-regulatory region sequence-specific DNA binding. Gene Ontology annotation, biological process: apoptotic process; protein tetramerization; regulation of transcription by RNA polymerase II. Gene Ontology annotation, cellular component: nucleus.